This is a messenger RNA of Pygocentrus nattereri (red-bellied piranha), 4066 nucleotides long. RefSeq names its product centrosome-associated protein 350. Gene Ontology annotation, molecular function: microtubule binding. Lineage: Eukaryota; Metazoa; Chordata; Actinopteri; Characiformes; Serrasalmidae. The transcript is spliced from 11 exons. The coding region runs from base 1260 to 3440 and encodes 726 amino acids. The record is from RefSeq and is a predicted model, not a curated record. Gene Ontology annotation, cellular component: centrosome. Gene Ontology annotation, biological process: microtubule anchoring.
GCACCUUGCUGUCUCUUUCGUGCAUUACUGGCCGUGUGCAGUGGAGUGAGCUGAGUGAGGCGUACAGUCAGAGUCAGCUCCAGCGCCACCUCUCACUGGCCCAGAGCCAGCAGUUCCUCCGGGAAGAGGAGCUGAGAGCCCGCCAGCAUAGCGCUCUCUUCAGGCUUCGAGAGAAAGCACUGUGGGAGAGGACACAGGCUGAGCUGGCAUGGCUGGAGCACUGCAAGAAGCAGGUUUCAUCAGAGGACAACUCACUUGCUGAAAUCAAGCGGAAGCAGGAGGAAGUAGUGAGCAGGCUGAGACAGGAGCAGGCAGAAAUCCACCACUGGCGUAAUGUAUAUAAAUGUGGACGGCAGCAGCGCCGGCUGCUGCUUUGCCAUCAGAGGGACAUCCUGAACAUCAAGAAGUCGGCUACUCACUUUAGAGAAGUGCUGCAGAAGCAGGCUGAGGCAGAGACUGACACUAGGCCCGUGGACGCAGCUCCGGCUCUGGAGGCAAAGAGUUUUAUCACCAAGCCUGGGAUUAUACAUGCUGCCGGAAGCAGAGAUAAGUCGCCUGGAAAGCAGGGGAGAUUUUUGACUAAAGCAGGUCUGAGGAGGCUCCUGACGUCAGAUGAAGUAUGGAGCUUUGGAAGGAAGAGAAGUUCAGGAGAACAAAUCCAAACAGAGCAAGAAACUCUACAACAGACAGCAGGUUCCAAAGAGUCAUGUGACCCCAAGCGCUUCUUAGCAUACAGUCAUCGAAGUCAGCCUCUUCAUCAUGCUGAGAGAAAAGUGAAAAGUGAAGAUGGAAAGCCUUCACAUCAGCAUGAACCAUCGAAGGAAGAUUCUAAAGCUCAUGCUUAUGAGCAUGAGCCUGAGAAGAGCAUCCAAAGCCCUUUGCAUAAAGGGCAACAUCAUGAGAAAGUGACCCCACCCAAAAGCAGUGAAGUAUACUCAGGGGAAAGAAUACAAUACCCAACUGAAGUCACUUGGAAGCCUAUCAAGAAUGUGCAGCAUUUCACCUCAGGACAACACAACCAAACUAGUUGUGGACUCACUGAUAGGGCUCCUAUUGUGUCCAGUUUGUCAUCUGACAUAGAGGAAGACCUACCCUAUGAUUAUGAAGAUAGCCAUCAAAAACCCAGAGAACAGAGAGAAAUUAAGCUUCAAGAGGCUUUGAAGACAUAUUCCGCCUCAGAUGAUACAGACUGUGGUCAAGUAAUAACCGAUAAUUCGACUGUCAAUGUGGAGAACAACCAACGGUCACAAACUGUAUUGAUGUUCAACAAUAACCAAGAGAUUUGCAGUGAGACAAAGAAGCGUGAAUCAAAUACAGCUUACACACCAAUAUGGCACAAUACAAAAGAGUCAUUCACAGAUAAACCACUCAUUGCUAAUUUGGUCCAGGCUCUAAGCAGCAAUAUGAAAAGAGGUGAGGAGAGCCCAUCUUGUGAUGAUAGCCUUUCUGAGGCAGAAGAUAGAUCAGAACCCUUUUCACUCCAGAGUGAAGCACUGGCCUGGUCUGAAGAAGAGAGAGAUGGUUUUAAUGAUGAGAAAACUGAAGCAAGCACAUGCUCCUUGGUCUUCGCUGAAAAGUUCAUUGUGGUCUCAGAACCAUCAUUUUACCAUCAGUCCAGCAAUGAGGUGGGUUGCCAUGAUAUCCCUUAUUAUGAGAGGGAAAUGACCACAGAGUGCACCCUCUCAGAGAUUCUUUCUCCAGUAGAUGAGGUUUUGUCAUAUGGAAGUGCUGAGCUCCCUCCUUUGGUUAAAGGAGGUGGUGGUUCAGGACCAAAUAGUAACAGUUUACAACCUCCUCCACCCGCCUUUGAGAUCAUCACAUGGACUAGUGAGGAAGAGCUUCCAGCUCCUCCUGACUUUAUUGAAGAUGCUUCCAUCAACAGUGAAAACUUGCCUAACCUUCCUGUGGACUUGUCUUUAAGUAGAAGAGAGACUAGAAGUCUAGGCUCAAGGAGUCUGGGGGAAAGUGAGGUAAAUAAUGAUGCUAUGAUUGGAGAUGGAUGUAAAAUCCUUUCUCCUAAACUGGCCACAGGGCAGGAUGAACAGGACGAGUGCUCAGAGUACACCAGCUCUCUUCCUGUGGAUGACAGUAAUGAAACUGAAGAUCCUUUAUCCUCCUUUCACAUUGGAGACAGGGUUCUUGUCUGCAACUCAAGACCAGGCAUGCUGAAGUAUAAGGGAUCCACUGCAUUUGCCGGGGGUUUCUGGGCUGGCGUGGCACUGGAUACCCCCAGUGGAAACCACAAUGGCACUUUCAGGGGUGUGAAGUACUUUACAUGUGAAAAGAACCAUGGGGUCCUGGUCAGAGCAGAAGAUGUUACUCAUUUGCAUAGAGAUCAAUCCAGUGGUUUGAAUACUCAUGUGGAUGAAGAUACCUUCUCAGAUGAGGACCCCCCAAAAGGCCAAGAUAGGAAAAGCGGGAAUAGACCAUCUGAGAAUGGAAAAGGGAGGCACAAGGACAGCAAAAGCUGUGGAUGUGAUCUGUCAGUUCCAAAACAGACAGUCCAGCAGGAACCGUGUGAAAAUGAUCCCACCAGAGACACAUCCAAUGAGUUAUCAAGUGGUUCAAGAUCCAGUGAAAAAUCUCCAUUAAAGGUCAAUCAUAAGCUUGUCUGUUACAAUGAGGAGAGAAAGCAUCAUGUUGAGGAGACUGAUGUUCUGAUAGAGAGAUUAACCGAGGAGAUUUUUGCGGAUGCUUUGAAGAGUGUACAGGAGACCUGGAAGAGACAUAGACAGAUAAUCAAAUCUAAGCAUGACAGUAAAUCUAUUGAUUCUGGUUUUAGGAAAAGGGAAAACAGCAACUUUGCAACUAACAAGCCAUGUCUCAUGGAUCAGUGGCAUCAGGUGCCUCCAGAAACAUCCCCACAAAUACGGGUCCAGCCUCACGAGCACAGCAUUGUGUACAGACUGGUAGAUGCCAUGGUUGAGACUCUCUGCGGCCAAGCAGAUGAAGCUGCACUUGAUGCUUGUGAAACACCAAGCUACUUAGUUGAUGAUAAAAGCCGCAAAGGCUACAGGCAGGUCCUGUUCCACUUAGCAUCUGAUAUACUACAUGAGGUUUGUGCCAAUAUAUUGGAAACAAGUAAUUCUGCCCAGAAAACAAAGGCAACGUCAGUGAUGUCAGCUCUGCAGAAAGGGAAAAUUUCAGUGGCCUAUUUAAAGGCUGCAGUGAAAAGGGAAAUGCAGAAAGUGCUUAAUCUGGAGCGCACUGAUCAACAAAUGGCAGAGAUGCUGCAAACACUGUGCAAAUACUGGUAUGCAAAGAGGGACAGAGUUGACUACAUCUUGAUUCAGGAGCUUCACAGCGAGGAGAGGCAGUGGGUGGAUUACAGCGCUGACCAGACCACUGUGAAAAUACGAUUGGCUGAGGAAAUCUUCAAGCUACUUCUGGAUGACACUAUAUCAGUUCUUAACCACAUUUAUAUAUCAGACAACAAGUGAUACAAAAUUUAGCACUUUUGCAUUAUUUUUCUCUGUGCAAUUUUAGCUAGAAUCUAAAUUAAAUAAACGUGUGUUUGUAGACUGUGUGUUGUAAUUCAGUUUUAACAUUGAAAACUUGGGUUUUAGUAUGGCCCAGCAGGUCAAAUGGCACUGCACAAUGACAUGGUUUCUCAACUGUCCCAAAUCUGGACCUAAGUGGUUGCUAAAAUGUGAUUUUUCUCCUCAUAGAGUAAAAAAGUUACAUGUUUGAGACUUUCAAAUGGUCUUAAUCGCCUUCUUCGGCCUCACAGUAAUUUUUGACAUUUGGCAAAUUUUAAAAAGGCCUUAAAGUUAACUUUAAAGUUAACCUAUGCACAAGAUUUUAGAAGCUAAUGUAAGUAAGGCCUCUCAUAAUUAUGGCAUAAUAACUUGAUCACAAUUGUUUAAGCAGACCACAAUUAUUUUUCACAGUUAAAGGAAAAAAGACUAUUAAAUUGUUAAUUGCAAUUAUUUGUAUGGCAUUUAAUCAUCAGCUACAAUUUCACGAUCCUGACAGGCCUAAGUGUAAGCUAGCAAUUGUGUGUGCUGGAAACUGAGGUAUAAAUACUGGAAGUGAACACAGGGCAAUCCUAAAGAGGCCUGUAACA